GUGGAUGAGGCGCACGAGCGGCACCCGCGCGCGACACUUUUCUCUCGCCCAGUCAACGGAUUCACACAGCAGAGUAACGGUAACGGACCGCGAGACGCACGAGCUUCAGAGAUAAGCGAACGCUUUACGGUAGCGACCUGCUCCGGAGGGCGGGGCACACCUUAUACCUGGACGUCUGAAAACUCCCGAGUUCAACAAGUUCUCCAGUUUAAAGAGACGUUUAUGAUUUCAUAAGAAUCCGGAGGAAAAUAUCGACGAGAUGCUAAAUCACAGGUGAACCUGAAGCAUCGAGCCAGAACGCCGGACUAUGAGGGUGGCCGCAAUCUCCACUCUACAGAGCUUUAACCUGGGCAGAUAGGACCGAAGAAGACGAUAUGAGGACUUUGACGGCGUUCCUGUUCUGGGCGUGGGCGGCCUUUAGCGCGGACGCCGCGAUGACGCUUUUGAGAGGAAAGGACGCGUGGCGCCGAGAGUGGAACACGGAGGCUCUGAAGCGCUCCAAGAGAGGAUGGAUGUGGAAGCAGUUCUUUCUGCAGGAGGAGUACACCGGCAGUGAUUAUCAGUACAUCGGCAAGCUUCACUCCGAUAUGGAUCGAGGAGACGGCACGGUGAUGUAUGUCCUGACGGGCGAAGGUGCCGGGACCAUCUUCGUGAUCGACGCAAACUCGGGUGAUCUGCACGCCACGCGAAGCCUGGACCGAGAGGAGAAGCCGUCCUACAUGCUCCGAGCUCAAGCCGUCAACAAGAAGAACGGCCAGCCCUUAGAACCCGAGACGGAGUUCAUCGUCAAACUCCACGACAUCAACGACAACGAGCCCAAGUUUGAGAAGGAGGUUUACACGGCUAGCGUCCCUGAGAGGUCACACACCGGCACUUCGGUUAUUCAGGUGACGGCCCACGACGCGGACGACGAGAUGUUCGGAUUGAGCGCAAAACUGGUCUACAGCAUCAGCCAGGGCCACCCGUACUUCUCCGUCGAGUCAAACACAGGCAUAAUCCGGACAGCCUUAGGUCCCUCGGACAUGGACAGAGAGCAGAGGGAGCAUUACCAGGUAGUGAUCGAAGCCAAGGAUAUGGCGGGCCAGAGAGGCGGCUUAAUGGGCUCCACUAUAGUCAACAUCACGCUGACUGACGUGAACGACAAUCCUCCUCAGUUUGUAAAGAGUGUGUAUCAGUUCAGCGUUCCCGAGCUGAGCGAGCUCGGAACAAAGGUGGGUGAGGUUCAAACCUCGGAUGCCGACAUCGGGCUGAACGCCGAGAUGGACUACACGGUUGUGGGCGGAGACGGCCUGGACGUUUUCUCUAUAACGGUUAACAAAACCACCCAGAAUGGCAUCCUGAGCAUCAUAAAGCCUCUCGAUUACGAGAAAAAGAAGUCGUACACGCUGCAGGUGCAGGUGCGCAACACACACCCGGACCCGCGCUUCGUCAGCGUGGACGCUAAGGACCUGACGACGGUGCGGAUAAACGUGGAGGACGAGGACGAGCCGCCGAGAUUCGAGCGGCCCAGCUACGUGAUGGAGGUGAAAGAGGAUGCGGCUCUGGGCACCGUCAUCGGGUCGGUCAGCGCCGUGGAUCAGGACGCACACCGCAACCCGGUCAAGUACACAAUUGAUCGGCACACGGACGUGGACCGGAUAUUUAACGUGCACGCCGGGAACGGGUCUAUAUUCCUGCAGAAGCCUCUCGACCGAGAAGACCUCGCGUGGCACAAUAUUUCCGUGAUCGCCGCCGAGUUCAAUAACCCCCAGCAGACGAGUCGAGUGCCCGUGUACAUCCGUGUUCUGGAUGUGAACGAUAACCCGCCGGCGCUGGCCUCCUUCUACGAGACCUUCGUGUGCGAAAGCGCUAAAUCCAGUCAGAAAAUCCAAACGAUAACGGCGGUGGAUCGGGACGAGCCGUCAGGCGGCCACCGCUUCUUCUUCACGCUGGCGCCAGAGAGCUCGGUGAAGGCCAACUUCUCAGUGCGAGACAACGGAGACAACACCGCCGACAUCUACACACAGCGGACGGGUUUCCGGAGAGCGCAGCAAAGCAUGUACCUGGUUGCUGUAGUGAUUUCAGACGGCAGUUUCCCUAUGAUGAGCAGCACAGGUACGCUGACGGUACGCGUGUGCACCUGCGACCGAGACGGAAACAUGGAGGCGUGCAACGCGGAGGCUCUGAGCGGCACGGCCGGACUCAGCACCGGAGCGCUGGUGGCUGUUCUGCUCUGCGUACUCAUCCUGCUCCUGAUCGUCGUGCUGUUUGCUGCUCUGAAGCGCCAGAAGAAGAAGGAACCCCUGAUCAUCUCGAAAGAGGACGUCCGGGACAACGUGGUGAGCUAUAACGACGAGGGCGGCGGCGAGGAGGACACGCAGGCGUUCGACAUCGGAGCUCUGCGCCACCCGGAGGUCAUGGAGGAAAGCAGCAAACUGAGACGCGACGUCGUGCCGUCCGAUCCGCCGUACCCGCCGGCGACUCUCCUCCGCCGGCCCGUCGCGACGUCCCGAGACAACUCGGACGUGAGGAAUUUCAUCACGCAGCGCGUCCAGGAGCACGACAGCAGCCCUGCGGCGCCGCCCUACGACUCUCUCGCCACCUACGCCUACGAGGGCGAGGGCUCUGUCGCCGAAUCGCUCAGCUCGCUCGGCUCGGGAACGUCCGAAUCGCAGCACGACUACAGCUACCUGAACGAGUGGGGUCCGCGCUUCAGAAAGCUCGCCGAUAUGUACGGGGCCGACGAGAGCGAAUGGGACUCCUAACACACACGCCUCAGCUUGCUUCGAGCGGAAUUCUUACAAAGCGUUGUAUUUCUUACAAAGUGGAAUUCUUACAAAGUGCCCUUCUCCUUCGUCCCCAACUCGAUCCGGCAGACAGGAAGACGUUUCACAAAGCAGACGCUUGAACACACGGAGUCGUAGCGUAACCGGUCGACUUCCGGAGCUCUUCGGAACGAAGGUCGUCACGGCGAGGCACGUUUUUCGGGUAAUCCCACGUGAAAACUGACGUUAUCGUUGAAUUCGGAAGGACUGGGAAUACGAAUCGUUUACGGACUCCUCUUCCUGUGAAGCGUUAAAAAACGUCCGGUUUACGAAGGACCAAACUUUUUAGCGACGUGUCUGUGGAGCGGGAAAAACAGCCCGCUCACACUCCGCUCCACAUCAGCAAGCGUUAACGAUCCGGCGCCCCGAUUAGCCGAUCAUCUGUAUGUUUUGUUCUUUUCUGUUUUACUAUUUUUUUUUUAUGACUUUUCAGUAUUACUUUUGAUGUACAUACAUACUGUCAGUGCUUUCCGAGCAGACACGGUGCUUCAGAAAUUUGGGUCGGGUAAAAAGGUGUUUUUCGCGAUUGGCACCCGUUUUCAUCAUCUACUGGAGAAAAUGCCAGAAGCUUCCAAUUAUCUAGUCGCUCAUAGGCAGGAAAUGUGACUCGCAUUUUUGGCGCACGUCUCCACCACAUCCCAGCUGACGUCUUACGUUCCCUUCCCCGAGAAGCCUAUUUACGAAAUCACCUCGUGCUAAACAAAAAAAACACACACACACACACACACACGUUCGUUUCCAAGACCGUCCCGCCAGUUAUGUUUUUACAGAAGAAAACCGACAGAAAUAUCAACUCGAACCUCAAAAUCCACGAGUCUUACUCACACGUGCUUACACCGCGCGUGCUAAUAACCACAUCCCUCUCCUCUUCUGUGCUGGUUUUAACCCCACCCCCACCCUCCUCCUCCUCCUCCUCCUCCUCCUCCUCCUCCCCAGAUGAUUCAUCCCGUCUCUGAAUGAUAAUCGCAGCGGUCCGAUGUUGAGUUAUGACUGGGAUGUUAAAAUAAAUCACCGCCCUUAUAUUUUUGCCCUCUGCGCCAGACAUAAAAAUGAGUCUGGAAUUGGAUUCGCCGCCUCCGUUAUCGAGGGGAUGAAAAGAGGUUAUUUUUUAAAGAAUAUACAUAUGAUUGUAGUCGGCUUCCGAGCAGCGGGUAAAUAUUUGUGGCUUAGGCGCACAGAGUUCACCUGCAAUAUUCCCGUGCUUUGUCAGUGAUAUACUGUAAAAUAAAGGUGAUGCUAACUCAUGUUGUAUAUAUAUAUAUAUA
Molecule: messenger RNA, 4069 nt
Organism: Ictalurus punctatus (channel catfish)
Lineage: Eukaryota; Metazoa; Chordata; Actinopteri; Siluriformes; Ictaluridae
Gene: cdh6
Product: cadherin 6
Exons: 13
Coding region: 375-2744 (789 amino acids)
Biological process (GO): homophilic cell-cell adhesion; cell-cell junction assembly; cell morphogenesis
Cellular component (GO): adherens junction; catenin complex; plasma membrane
Molecular function (GO): calcium ion binding; cadherin binding
Source: RefSeq, a predicted model, not a curated record